AUGCCGCGUCCAACAUUAUUACCCACGCCCGCGUCCUCCACGGACAUAAAGGGCCAAGACGGCUCCAAGGACCUCGCCUCCCUCCAGCUAUCCUUUGAACUGCCGCCGCCCGCAAUCGUCCAGGACGCCUCGAGGGUCUCCCCAAAAGACACGAGAAGGACGUCGCCGGCCAACACCAACAGCUUUCAGCCCAUUUCGCCUCCCCACGUCAACGCGAACAAGCCGUACCCGGUCCAGCCCAGCGAGACCGUGAAGUCUCGCCGGCGCUCUUCGGCUGCCCAAAAGACGGCGGCCGCUGCUUCCAACGAGAGCUUCGCGCUGCCGCCGCCGCCGACUAGGUCACGCAAGAUUAUCCAGAUGAAGCCGCGCGCUCAACAGCAGAACGAGGCCGAGGCCGAGGCCAAGGCCAAGGAUAAGGACGCCCCGUCGGCGGCUGCCGGUGCCAAGUCCGGAGCUGCGGGUCCAGGGAAGGCUGGCUCGGCGGCGGCGAACGGGUCGUCCUCGUCCUCCGCUUCCACGGCGCAGGGCAAGAAGAAGGCGCCGUCGGCGACGAGCGCGGCGGGACGCAAGAUUGCGAGGAAGACGGCGCACAGCUUGAUCGAGCGGCGCCGGAGAUCGAAAAUGAAUGAGGAGUUCGCCGUGCUCAAGGGCAUGAUUCCGGCUUGCACCGGGGAAAUGCACAAGCUGGCAAUCUUACAGGCAUCAAUCGAAUACGUGAGGUACCUCGAAGACUGCGUCUCCAAGCUCAAAGCCCAACGCGACGCCUCCGAGGCCCGUUCACCCGCCGAGUCCGGCCUGCAGACGCCUUCCGGCGGGGGCAGCCGCGCCGAGCCGUGGGGCCAAAUCCCGCAAUUCGUGCCGCGAUACCAAGAAGAUCCGGACGAUGUGGAGAUGACCGACUCCGAGGCCCCGUCGCCCACUUUUCCGCCUAUGCAGCAGCAGCAGCAGCAGCAGCAACAGCAAUACUCGCAACAACCACAACAGCAACAGCAACUUCCUCAUACCCGCUCUCAGCAGCCGUCCGUAUCGCCCGCCCUCUUACCGCAGGACUCGAGGCACCGCCACGACUCCUACUCGUCCGUCUCGACGGACCACCCGCGCCAUAAUAGCUACAGCUACAGCACGUCGACGACGACAUCACCCGCGUUUGGGCCGCAGACGUACGGCGGCGGGUACGGCAGCCUUUCAGCGCUUACGAGUCCCGCGCUGGCGCCGCAGCGGGAUCGCGAUCUGGACCACGAGGCGACGGCUGCAUUGUUGAUGCUGAAUAGCGAUCGGAGGGGGACGGUUGGGGAGGCGAGUGCUAGCGGUGCUGGUGCUGGUGCUGGUGGCAUUGUGAAUCCGACGAGAGGUGCUGGGCGGGGGAUGUCGGUUCGGGAUCUGCUCAGUACUUGA
Colletotrichum costaricense is the source of this 1395-nucleotide messenger RNA. RefSeq names its product helix-loop-helix DNA-binding domain-containing protein. The record is from RefSeq and is a predicted model, not a curated record. The coding region runs from base 1 to 1395 and encodes 464 amino acids. Gene Ontology annotation, molecular function: protein dimerization activity. The transcript is spliced from 2 exons. Lineage: Eukaryota; Fungi; Ascomycota; Sordariomycetes; Glomerellales; Glomerellaceae.